Trichoderma harzianum CBS 226.95 is the source of this 1362-nucleotide messenger RNA. RefSeq lists its product as hypothetical. Gene Ontology annotation, molecular function: oxidoreductase activity. The coding region runs from base 177 to 1196 and encodes 339 amino acids. The record is from RefSeq and is a predicted model, not a curated record. NCBI's taxonomy places the organism in Eukaryota, Fungi, Ascomycota, Sordariomycetes, Hypocreales, Hypocreaceae. The transcript is spliced from 6 exons.
UUUCGCUAUACCAUAAUAAUUGGCCCUCGAAGAGACCCAUAGAAUAGAAGACAAAGGGUUUACGAAAUGGAAAAUGAAUAUAAGCUAGCUCAAGAGACUGUAACCCGCCCAGACAGUUCGCAGCCGAGUUGAUAACAUCACCAUUUCCCCAUAUAGUGUCGCAUAUCGCUGCAGAUAUGGUUGAGACACGCAAAGCCCUCCGCAGAGCAGCAUUCGGCCAUGUCGAAUUCUGCGAAGAAGCUCUACCUCCGCGCGGGCCUACAGACGUCUUGAUCCGCGUUCGAGCUGUGUCACUCAACUGGAAAGACGUGGCUCUUGUUGACGGUCGAUUGCCUUGGCCAGGCAUAACUGGAGGGAUCGUGGGAACAGAGUUUGCCGGAGAGGUCGAGUGGAUUGGCGAGAAAAUACGGUCACUCAAUGUUGUUGGAGAUAGGGUCGUGUCGCUUAUCAACCUUGAGGAUAUCACAGGGCGAGAAACAACCUGGAGGGCCUUGGGGCACAAUGUGGAUGGGACUCUGGCUGAACACAUUGUCCUCCCGGAGGUCGCUAUUGUCAAUAUUCCCGACUACUUAGCAUGGACUGAGGCAAGCAUGAUAUCCUGUGCUGGUCUGACUGCGUGGUCCGCACUGAAGAUGACCUCCCGCUUGUAUGGGAAGACAGUGCUUAUCGAAGGGACCGGAGGAGUCAGCAUUCUCGCAUUGACUCUGGCUGCAAAGGCCGGGGCAAAAGUCAUAGUUACGUCGUCUUCGGAUGAAAAACUCCAGCGAGUCAAGGGACUAGGAGCGUGGCAUACGAUCAACUAUAAGAGAUAUCCCGACUGGGAAAGUGAGGUACUGAAACUCACCGAUGGCCGAGGUGUUGACCUUGUGGUUGAGCAAGGCGGGGCUGCCACUCUGCUGAAGAGCGUGGCUGCUGUUGGGAAAGGCGGCCAAGUGUCACAAGUCGGGCUGCUGACCACCGAAAGUCAAGGAGAUCUUGGCGAGUUGGUCAACAUGCUCAUAAUGAAGGCCUGUAGCAUUGUGGGGAUCCGUGUUGGGAUAAAAAGUGAUCUGGAGGAGUUCGUGGAAUUUCUCAAUGCUACUGAAUUGACCCUUACACCAUGCAUUGAUCGAAUUUUCCAGUUUGAUCAAGCUGCGGAGGCACUUGACUAUCUUCGAAGCGGGAAGGCAUUUGGAAAAGUGGUGGUGGAAUUUUGAUGCAUGUCGGAGGGCUAUUGUAACCGACGACCUUAUUCGAAGCACAGCCUGCGUUUCGACGGCAUUGCGUCUGUUAACCUCUGCUUCUUCCGCCUUUUUGACUUGUCCGGGUUUAUGUAUGUUAACUGUGCAUGAUUGCCUCCCUGGCGCUUAAAAAUUCAAGGUA